AUGGUCAAGCCGCAGCUCACUUAUGUGGCACCAAUCUGGUCUCCUACAAUCAGCUCCUCCAGCUUCUGGCACCUCCAGUCAGCACAGAACGCUGCCCUCCACACGAUCACGGGUUGCUAUAAAAUGCCGCCUAUCGAUCAUCUCCAUGCAGAGGCUUCUGUCCUGCCAGUCGUUCAUCACAACACACUCCUAGGCUGGCAGUUCUGGUGGACCUAUAUGCAAUCCGGCCAUUCUAAUCACCACCGUCGCCAUGCUUCUGAGCCCAGCCGCAACGUUCAGCCGUCUAUUCCAGCUCUCUACAAGGAAGCUGUCACCUUGUCUCUCUCGGAUCUAUGUGUUGAUAGCUCUGCCACCAAGAAAGGCUUCCAGCGUCUCCACCAAAGAGCCGUCGUCGAGGAGAAACGAGGUUACCGUCCCCCGGUCUUUUUGAGUGACUAG
Messenger RNA from Dibothriocephalus latus, 438 nucleotides. The record is from the annotation of a GenBank genome assembly. Lineage: Eukaryota; Metazoa; Platyhelminthes; Cestoda; Diphyllobothriidea; Diphyllobothriidae.